UAAAAUAUCAAGACAAUAAUAGAAACACUAUUGUAUGGAAAGAUAUAAAUUUGAAAAAUAUUGUAGUAUGUUGUAAACAGCUUUAUAACACAUCCUCUAAAAUAAAAAAUUACGAUUAAGAAAAAUCACUAUCGCAGGUCCAGCUGGUAACAUUAUUUGGAAAUUUGACAUUUGUACGGUUAAUAUUAUUGGUGUUCUGUGGUAAAUAUUAAUAUUAUUUAUACUUGUGAUAUCUAUCAAGUUGAAUUUAGUCUCCAAAAACAUAUAUUCUUACAUCUACUUCUUAAUAUUAUAAUUCAAUUAUCGGUAUACUUUUUCAUGUGAAACUAUAACAUUAAAAACUUGAGUUUCAAACUUAUAACUAAGUACUUACCCAGCCAUUCUUUAAAGUCCUCGUGGAAAGAACUGCUACCAACCACAGCGUUUCACACGUUCUUUAAUGUUACAUACAUUUGGAGGAAAAGAAAAACACGCAAACCAGAUCAAAAGCAUCAUAUAUCAUAUAAAAGUCUUUUAAUUGUAAAUCACGCCAAAAAGAACUUCAAAUAUAAUGGUAUAUUCAUAUCAUCCAUCCAUGGCUAAAACCAACCAAAGAGAAUAUAGAAACCCUCAAUGGAGACCAAAUUCAGGAUUUAAGACAAAUUACUCAGGAAGAAAUAAAUAUAUGCAAAAAGCUGCUGAAAUAUCUGAUGAACACUGGUGUGAAACAUGUGACCGAAAUUUUAAUAAUGCUGACUUAUUAGAAAAACAUAAAAAGCAACAUGAGAAAUGUAAUAUUGAUGGCUGCCAGUUUGUUGCACACCCUAAUGUUAUUACAAAACAUAUACAAAUGCAACAUUCAUCUGGAUUAUACAAAAAAAUUGCAAAUGUUAACAAUCCAGAAGAAAUAAAAAAAUGGAUAGAGGAAAGAAAAAAGAAAUAUCCCACUUUGAAUAAUAUUGAGAAAAAAACAGCUCAAAUAAAGGAAAAGAUUGAAAGAGGCGAAAAAAUGGGUUUACAAAAGAAUUACAAAUUACAUAAUAAUUACAAACAACCAGAUACAAAAAGGAAACAUGAUUACAGUUAUAAUAAUAACUCAAGACAUAGACAAAACCUUCCACAAAGUUUUUCAAAGGAUCAAAUGGGAGUGCAACCAGUAAUAACAUCUAAACAUAUUAAUAAAAAAAUAACUAAAGAUAAUUUGUUGUCGAUUUCCAACAAUGAAAGAAAGCUUAAACCAUUUAAAGGAAUACAAGAUUUGACAGAGAAUAGUGAUACAAAUGAAGAGACAGAAGACUCAGACAGCAAUUUCUCAGUAGAUGAUGAAGUAGAAUAUUCUAAUAAAAAUAAAGAUGUUACUGAUGAUAAACAACCCAUAGUUUGCAGUGCCCUAUCAACUUUAAUGUGCAGUUAUGAGUCCUCUGAUGAAGAAACAAAAACAGAUCUAGUAAAAAAAGAAUCUUGUGUAACAAGAGAUAAUGGAAAAAUGUUAGAAAAGAAGAAACUGGAAAUUGAAUAUGCAAUAAACAAAAACAAUAUAAGUGUUCCAAAUGCUAAUAAUAUGAUCGAAGACAACAAUAAGAGUGAUUGUGACAGUGGCCCAGAAGAAGUAAAAAUUGAUAAGAGUGUCAAUAAUAUUGAAACAGACACUAAUCAGACUCAAUCCAUUAAUAAUAAAACAUUACCUAAAAGAAAAAUGGGUGCUCAUGAAACUAAUUAUAACAAGUAUAAUAACAAGAAACCAAAACUACCGUCAACCCUUCUUCAAAAACUACUUAGUAAAGAAAUGCAACAUGAACGUAAUGUAGUUCUGCAAUGUAUUAGAUAUGUUAUAAAAAAUGAUUAUUUUGUUAAUUGAUAACUAUGUUUAUUAAAGAUUAAUGAUAAAACCAUGUCUCAGUACCUGGAUAAUAUUAAUUUUGA
Molecule: messenger RNA, 1902 nt
Organism: Achroia grisella
Lineage: Eukaryota; Metazoa; Arthropoda; Insecta; Lepidoptera; Pyralidae
Gene: Nufip
Product: FMR1-interacting protein NUFIP1
Exons: 4
Coding region: 551-1837 (428 amino acids)
Biological process (GO): box C/D snoRNP assembly
Cellular component (GO): nucleus
Molecular function (GO): RNA binding
Source: RefSeq, a predicted model, not a curated record